Molecule: messenger RNA, 2559 nt
Organism: Tuber melanosporum (Perigord truffle)
Lineage: Eukaryota; Fungi; Ascomycota; Pezizomycetes; Pezizales; Tuberaceae
Exons: 4
Coding region: 1597-2382 (261 amino acids)
Biological process (GO): endoplasmic reticulum to Golgi vesicle-mediated transport; vesicle fusion with Golgi apparatus
Cellular component (GO): membrane; trans-Golgi network
Source: RefSeq, a predicted model, not a curated record
CAGAAAAGAAAUUACUAGAACAAACUCUAUUUCCCACCCCAAACGCUCCUUCCCCUCACAGCAUUCCUUCUCAGAAACACGAUCGCCUCUCCACCGACUACCCCAUUUCCCCUAACCUCACUCUUUCCUUCGCCUUCACCUUUUCCCUUGUCCCCUGCAACAGCAAGAGGAUUCCUAACAGCCCUUCUGCAUCUGUAAAUCAAGGAAUGGAUAUCCAACUUUGGAGACUCCAGACGUUUCUGACGCCUGGGGAGGCGAUAUAGAGUUGGGUAGCGGUUGAAGAUUACCUUGAUUUCGAAGGGGAUGGCAGAGUGAUCUGUUGUUAGAAGUGCGAGGCGGUUUUUUCGGUUUCUGCUGGGCGUUAGUGGAGCGGGAGGGUUUGGUGGGGUAUGUCGAGACUAUAUUUUGAGCUUCAGAUAAGGUUGCGUUGGAGUUUGGUUGGUAUGGCUUGUCGGAGAGCGGUGGCGGUUGAAGAGAGGCUGGUAAGGAUUUGCUAGGAACCGGUUUCGUGGUUUCCAUAGGGGGGUUUUCAAGGGAUCCCUGAGUUAAGCUUGGUGAUUGACCUGAACCCCGGAGGCUGUUCCGUGCAGAACGAGUUCGUUUGGCGGUGGGACCAAGAUCAGUUUCUCCGUUGGUAGAAUUGGGGGAGCGGAAAUCUGGCGACGGGCUGCCGGUGCCAUUUUGGUUCAAAGAUCUAAUGAUGGCAACGGAGUUUCCCCCCCAGUUGGUAUCUAGUAACCUUUCUAUCUCUGUGCGUAGACGUUUGUUGCGCUUCGGGGGUGCGGUGGACUUGAUAGCUAGUUUCUGAGCUUCCGGGGCGGUUAGAGGUUUCGCCCCGGGAACUUCUUUUGUGGACGGUAGCUUCUUUUUAAUAGCCAGAGGGCCCUCCCCGCCAUUUAAGAGAGCAAUUGGUUCCUUCCUAUACCCCAGCGCAGGCUCUUCCGGACCGGGAGCUACAACUUGCUCUUGCUCCUUGACCCCGAUAGUUUCAGGUGUUAAACCUUUGUCUCCCUCGUCAUUUGAUCUCGGUCGCUCAAGGGAGCAUUUUCUUGCGACCCAUUCGGUUAGCUUUGGUAGCUUUGCUCUGUAGUACUGCUCUCGCCUGAGUGUUGGGAUUGCUUGGGCGUAAGAAGCUUUAAAUGCGAUACGGACCGCGCUUAAGCGUGAGUGGUAGUCCAGACGGUUUUGCCAUGCUAUUUCUAUGAAUUCGUUAGCUUAUCAAAUUUCAAUUGGACUCCCAGUUUUUGUGAGCUUUUUUUACCUUGUGGGUCCUUCAUUUUAUGCUUGUUUGUUUGCUUAUUUGCUUGUGGUCGUCGUGUGGAAAGAGGCGAGUACAGAGGAUAAGGCUGGGACGUUUAACCAAAAAACGGUGCGGGAUGCCAAGACAACAGGGGCCACCUAACGAAUCUGAGGAGCCUCACCUUAUUCCAACGCCGGAGAUGUCGUGUCUUUUAUAAUUGAUUUAGGUCCUUCGCUCAUUUUCUUCCCCUACUCAACUACCACCAACGAUACAGCGGACCACCCUACCCUCGCCCCCCCCGUACCCCUCCCCUCAUACAACAAGGAUAUACAUUCUGAUCCGCCGAAAUCUUAACCAUGGCAAACUUCUUCCAGUCCCCUCCCCCACAACAGCAGCCACACUAUGGCGGUGGUGGUGCUCCUAACAAUCUCCAGUUCUACCCAUCGUCGUAUUCAAGCCAGACGCAAUCCCCACAGGGUUAUGGCUUCGGUGGCAUGGGCAGUAUUCAGCCCGGCGGUGCCGUCGGUAGCGGCUCGCGGGAGCACGGGUUGACGAAGGGGUGGCUGGCGGCCUUUGGGACAAGCGGGUAUGAUGAUGAGCCUCCGCUGCUGGAGGAGCUGGGGGUGAACUUUGGACACAUCAAGAUGAAGACAUUAAUGGUGUUGAACCCUAUGGCUAGCGUAGAUCAGCACAUGAUGGACGAUAGUGAUGUCGCGGGGCCAAUAUUAUUCUACCUGCUUUUCGGAGCUUUCUUAUUGCUGUCCGGGAAAGUCCACUUUGGCUACAUUUACGGUGUCGCCCUCCUGGGCAGCAUCUCGCUUCACCUCAUCCUAAACUUAAUGUCACCGCCCACAACUAGUUUGAACUACAUCCGCUCCGCUUCAGUGUUAGGCUACUGCCUCCUCCCCCUCGUCUUCACAUCAGCACUCGGCAUUGGCUACAACAUGAACGGCUUCAUUGGCUACAUCCUUAGCGCCGCCGCAAUCGGGUGGUGUACCUAUUCAGCCAGCAAUAUGUUCAUCGCAGUCCUCCGAGUAAGAGAUAUGCGGCUCCUCGUUGCAUACCCAUUGGGGCUUUUCUAUAGUGUUUUCGGCAUCAUGGCGAUUUUCGGCGGGAGAGGCGGCACGCCUCCUCUCGCUUAGAUUGGAGGCUUGGGCCGGCUGGGCGCGUUUCUUUAGUUGAUUUAUGCGAUGGCUUGCGGCGGAAGCAAACGCAUUUAUAUCAGAAUAUUAUAUUUCUUCCCUUUUUUCAUACUUCUCCUUUAUCAUCCUGGGUUGGGUAAACGGGAAUACAACAAAGCUUUCAUUGAAAGAAAAAAA